AUGGCAAAGAACAAGCGUCAGGCAUAUGCAGUCAGCGCCAAGGCGGGCUACGACACUGCUGCCGAGUCUUGGUGCACGGGCCGUGCUGUUGCACGUAUCCCCCGUGCCCCUGGUGGCGGCACUCAUCGCGCAGGCCAGGCGGCUUUCGGCAACCAGGCCCGUGGCGGUGGCAUGUUCAACCCGACACGCAUCUGGCGCCGCUGGCACCGCCGAGUGAACGUGACCAAGAAGCGUCACGCCGUGGCCGUUGCCCUGGCAGCCUCAAGCCUGCCCCCACUAGUCAUGGCCCGCGGCCACAAGAUCGGAAAGGUCGCUGAGCUGCCUCUUGUGGUUAGCGACGGCCUCGAGUCCGUGACGAAGACCAAGCAGGCUGUGGAGUCCCUGAAGAAGCUCGGUUGCGGCGAGGAGCUCCAGAAGGUCCUGGACUCCAAGAAGAUUCGUGCGGGCAAGGGCAAGGCCAGGAAUCGUCGCUUUGUGCGCCGAUUGGGACCCCUGGUCAUCUACAACGAGGACGGGCAGAAGUCUUUGAGUCCUUUAGACAAUGGCAUCGUCCGUGCCAUGCGCAACGUCCCGGGUGUGGAGACGGCCCAUGUGGAUCGCCUGAACCUGCUGCGUUUGGCUCCAGGUGGCGCUUUCGGCCGCUUCCUCAUCUUCACCGAGAGCGCCUUCAAGAGGCUCUCCGCCAUCUACGGCACCCGAAAGGGCGGUGCGCCGUUGAAGAAGGGCUACACCCUGCCGCGGGCUGCCAUGGCCAACGCGGACUUGGCCCGCAUCAUCAACAGUACUGAGGUGCAGUCCGUUCUCCGUCCGAAGAUCGAGCCCCCCACCUUCAGCAAGAAGAGGAAUGCCCUGAAGAGCAAGGAGGUCAUGGAGGAGCUGAAUCCAGGCUCCGCGGAGCGCAAGGCGAAGGCCGGCAAGAGCUCCGAGAAGGGCACUGCCGAAUUCAACGAGGUGCAGAAGCAGAAGAAGGCCCGCAUUGAAGAGUCGAAGAAGUACAACAAGACGAACAAGAAGGGUGACGACACUUUCUACAAGACUCUCAUGAAGGCGUUCGAAGCCCGCGCAGCGGCUGAUGCUGCCAAGAAGGCCGCCGAGAAGAAGGAGGCCGAGGGCGAGGACUGCACUCGGAUGGCGCGUGGGAUGACGAGGAGUGAGCUGCUUCGGCGCUGUGAGGUCUUGCCUCCGGGCGCCGAGAUGCACGGGCCGCCAAUUCCGCCAGGACAUAGGCCACCCUUCGACUAUGGUCCGGGGCCACCCCCGCAUUUUGAUGGCAGAGGGCCGCCUCCGCCCUUCAUGGGCGGGCCUCCUCCGCCGUAUCGGCCUCCCUUCGAGCGGCCCCCGCCUGGAUGGUUGGAUGCGCGGCGCCCGCCCUUCGAUAUGCCGCCAGGCGCGCGACCUCCCUUUGAGGGUGGGCCGCCACCCCACCUGCCACCGUUCGAGAGGCCACCUGGGCCGUUCGACGCGCGCCCGCCCUUCGAAGGAGGUCGGCCGCCGUUCGAGGCACCUCCCGGCGACUGGUUUGGUGGCAAGGCAUUGGGAUGCAUUGGGCUGGGAGGGCAGAGAGGGAGGCCAAGAAGUUCGUGUUGA
Symbiodinium sp. CCMP2592 is the source of this 1587-nucleotide messenger RNA. NCBI's taxonomy places the organism in Eukaryota, Dinophyceae, Suessiales, Symbiodiniaceae. The record is from the annotation of a GenBank genome assembly.